Messenger RNA from Necator americanus (New World hookworm), 717 nucleotides. RefSeq lists its product as uncharacterized. The record is from RefSeq and is a predicted model, not a curated record. The transcript is spliced from 7 exons. The coding region runs from base 1 to 717 and encodes 238 amino acids. Lineage: Eukaryota; Metazoa; Nematoda; Chromadorea; Rhabditida; Ancylostomatidae.
AUGCUCCCGUUCCUGAUUUUAUUUGCAUGUGCACGUGCAGGUCUAGAAAAAUUGCCCGCCUUCGACCUUGUGAAGGAAAUUGAAUUCACAGCCCUUGCAGAAAUCCACACUAAGCUAAGAAAAAUGGGAGAAGUCGUUAAUUCACUUAAUAUAAGCGAAGAGGAAAAAAUCUUCACCACGGAAAAGUGCUAUCAUGCAUACGGAGCAAGGUGGCGUAUUGCAAAAGGACAUACAAGGCUUGCAAGAAGUUCCUUAUCUCCCCCCUAUGUGGUCACAAGGAAUAAAAUACUCCUUCCACAAAAGGGUAAUAAAAAACUGAGGGAUGCCUUCAAGCGGGCAGCCGAGGCUUGGCAAAGGGACACAUGUGUGAACAUCACUGAAGACGAUAAUGAGAGUGCGGCUCUAUCAAUGAUAAAGAUCGUACGAUACAUUCUAUCGAUCCAAAUACAGGAAAAAUCUUCGUUCGGAAUCGAUGUCAUUUGCACAUUUGAAUUUGGUCAACAAGCGCUGCAACUACUGAGGUUCUGUUCAGAUGGUGAUAGAUACAACAUUACAUCACCCUCCAAUCUCGUUCCUAUAAUCGCUUUCAACAGAGAUCCUCUGCCGGAGACCAUUUCCAUUGAAGAAUCACAAUUCAUCAUCAAGUUCCUCAUUGCACUUCGGCCCCAAUCAGUGGGUGGGAAGGAGUCGAACCUACCUGGAAAGACAUUGCUCUAA